This is a messenger RNA of Neoarius graeffei (lesser salmon catfish), 3725 nucleotides long. RefSeq names its product solute carrier family 15 member 2-like. Gene Ontology annotation, cellular component: membrane. Bases 398 to 2509 code for a protein of 703 amino acids. Lineage: Eukaryota; Metazoa; Chordata; Actinopteri; Siluriformes; Ariidae. Gene Ontology annotation, molecular function: dipeptide transmembrane transporter activity. The record is from RefSeq and is a predicted model, not a curated record. Gene Ontology annotation, biological process: oligopeptide transport; transmembrane transport. The transcript has 23 exons.
CCGGUAAACAUGACCGAGCACUAAAAGUGCAUUAACUGCAGUGUAAACAGGGUAGAGUUUUCCUAUUAGCAGAAUAUAUAAGUGUGAAUCAGACGGAAGUGCGCUCUGUAAGUCCGGACACUGUGUGUGUCCAGCAGCAGCACUGCUGAGUGUGAGCUGGGGGAGACACACAAUGGGUAAAGCUGAAAUGACAUGCUGAAGAGAAUGAGGAUCUAAACCAUUAUCCAAUAGAAAAUAAGACCCUGUUAAAGAGCAGAAUUAAAGAGCAGAGUGUGUGCAGUGCUGAGGGAUGGACUUGGACUUGGACACAUGGUGAGAGGGGAGAGAGAGAGAGAGAGAGAGAGCUACUGCCAACCCACACGGGCUAAAGAUUUGGAAAGACGACACAGCUAACGAUAUGGAGGAGGAACGAGCUGACAAUAGAAAGAAGUCACCAAAAAUAUGUGGCACCAACUACCCACUCAGCAUUUCCUUCAUUGUAGUCAAUGAGUUCUGUGAGAGAUUCUCUUAUUAUGGCAUGAAAGCGGUGCUCACACUUUACUUCAUCAAUUACCUCCACUGGAGCAAGGACUUCUCCACUGCUAUAUACCAUGCAUUCUCUGGCCUGUGCUACUUUACUCCUCUAAUAGGGGCCAUCAUAGCUGACUCAUGGCUGGGAAAGUUUAAAACCAUCAUCUAUCUGUCAAUCGUGUAUGUCAUGGGUCAUGUAAUAAAGUCUAUUGCUGCAAUGCCAUCUGUAGGGGAUAGUGCUGUGCACAUUGCUCUGUCCAUGUUGGGGCUCACCCUCAUUGCUUUUGGGACUGGAGGAAUCAAACCUUGUGUGUCAGCGUUUGGUGGGGACCAAUUUGAGGAAGAGCAUAUAAAGGAGAGAAGAAAGUUCUUCUCAAUCUUCUAUAUGUCAAUCAAUGCUGGGAGUGUGCUUUCGACCCUCGUCACACCAGUUCUAAGAGGUGACGUUCAGUGUUUUGGAGGUGAUUGCUAUGCUCUUGCCUUUGGAGUUCCUGCGGCUUUAAUGUUCAUCGCUUUGGUGGUUUUCGUUCUUGGCAGUGGGCUAUAUAGAAAGUCCCCACCUGAGGGAAAUGUCUUGUUGAAUGUCUGCAAGUGCAUUGGGUUUGCCAUACGCAAUUGGUGGAGAAGCAGAGAGAAAAGCCCAAGACGGAAUCACUGGCUGGACUGGGCUGAGGAGAAGUAUUCGAAAACUCUUAUUCAGGAGAUCAAAAUGGUGCUCCGUGUGCUGGUUCUCUACAUCCCAUUGCCCAUGUUCUGGGCUCUCUUUGAUCAGCAGGGAUCUCGCUGGACUCUACAGGCCACAUGGAUGAACAUGGAUUUCGGUGGAGGUUUUGUAAUAAAGCCUGAUCAAAUGCAGAUGCUGAAUGCUUUGCUCAUUCUGGUGUUCGUUCCUAUCUUUGACAUGGGUGUGUACCCGCUCAUCCGUCUUUGUCGGAUCAACCUCACGCCUCUAAGGAAGAUGACCACAGGAAUGAUCCUUGCUGCACUCGCCUUCUGUGCUGCAACUGUAGUGGAAGUCAAUGUCAUUAAAACGGGUGUGGAACCUCCACCAGCCAAAGAGUGUUUGCUACAAGUCCUUAACCUUGUUAAUGGAGAGGCUGUGUCUGUAGAAAUUACAGGACAUAAUAUUUUCCCUGACAAAAUAGAAUCAUAUAAGGAUCCUUUGGAAUACACUAGAUUUCCACUUGAGGGUGUCAGCCAAGUCUUCCCAGUCACUGUUUCUCAAAAUGGAGUGGCUCACCAGUGCCAACUUAACGUCAGUGAGCACACUGCCUAUAGCCUCAUCUUGUAUAGUGAGGGCACUAGUAUUGAGUGUAAACAGGAAAAGGAUAAUAUCAUUAAAUCUAAGAAUGGAGAAGCCUUCCUCAGAUUUAUUAAUAGCCGAUCAGAGGACAUGAACAUAACAGUAGGCAGUGUAACAUUCUUUGCACCAAGCAGUUACGGGAUCUCUGAAAGCAAAAGUGUUGAAAGAGGAAAAUACACAGAAGUUUCCUGCGAAUCACAGACAAAGACACAUCUUAUUGAUCUGGGGCUUCUUGACUUUGGUGCCACCUACACAUUCAUUCUUGGCGGGGACACAGAAGCCAUACAAAUUAAUAAGACUGAGGAUGUCCAGGCAAACAAUGUGCACAUUGCUUGGCAGAUCCCACAGUACGUCCUCAUCACUGCAGGGGAGGUCAUGUUCUCAAUCACUGGUCUAGAAUUUUCAUAUUCACAGGCCCCAGCGAGUAUGAAGUCUGUGCUGCAAGCAGGAUGGCUUCUUACUGUGGCUUUUGGGAAUGUCAUUGUGGUGAUUGUGGCAGAGGGAGCUGGGCUGGAGCAGUGGUCAGAGUUUCUGCUCUUUGCUGCACUGCUGGUUGCAGUCAGCAUCAUCUUCUCCAUCAUGGCCUAUUUCUACACCUAUGUUGACCCUGAUCAGGUGGCCAAGCUCGCCGAAGAAGAUGAAAACAUGGUUGACUUCAAGGAGAUAGAAAAUGAGAAUAUGGACAUUUGCAUAUGACCUCAGGAUUGACCCUUGUAUAUGCGUUUUAAGAUUCAUGCAAAUCUACAGAUGCACUCAUGAGUUUCAACUGUUACAACUGAGUAAAUAUGGUUCCGCCUCAUUAGUAUUGAUUGACAAGUGGCAGCCAUAGUGUUUACAAAUGGCAACAUGAUUUUUUUAUAAUUAUUGAUUUUACAGUAACACGCUACCAUUCAUCUAUUGAUUAUCUAUACCACUUAUCAGACAGGGUUGCAGGGGAAGCUGGAGCCAGUUUACCCCCAUGCUGAAACCAAAGUUGUGAAGAUAGGUAAAAAAAAAAAAAAUCCUAGGACUAGUUUGCAAAAGUAAAUAAUGCAAAUAGCAAAAAAAAAAUCUAGGUGGGUGGAGAAAAAUGGUUCUUGCGGCUUUUUUGUUUGGGAGAACCCAAGGAAUCAGUGGAAAUAAAGAACUUUAUUUGUAAAACUUAAACACUCACUUUCCUGAGUAGUGAGAGGGAGUACUAUCUACUGAACAAUUUUCAUGUCUCUACAACUUAAAAUUUAGUCUGCACUAUUCAUUUUAAAGAAGAAGAAGAAGUCCUCACAAUUACAAUUAGAGUUUCUGAUGGGCCCAUGACCUUCAGUGCAUGGAACCUUAAUAAUGAACUGACAAAUACUGAACAUCCAGCAAAAGCUUUAUUGAAUGUAAGCUUGACUGAAUAUUUCUGUCACAAUAAUGAGGUGAAGGCCAGGGGCAUUUCUAGCUAUUGAGGUUUUUCACCCACGUGACCAAGUCAUGUGAGGCUGCCAUUUUGGACGUCACGGCUCGAAUCAGUUUGAAUGCAAGGAAGGCGACAAACGAAAAACAUAAAAGAAAAAGGAGCGAGAUGCAGAAAACACCUUCACUAUCCAGCGACGUAGGGCAUUUACAGGGUGAGCAGAGGGAGAGGUAUUUGCAAAAAUUGAGGUUAGCAGGCUUAGAGAACGACGUUUACCUGCUUCCACCAGGAUUGUUCACUGACAUACGGAAGUACACGAAGCCCUCGUCUUUACCUGACUUCGGCCCACAUGAUCUGUAUACCUAUGUCGUUAAAAACCCAUCGCCAUACACAGGUAUUGAUCUGAAAGCGUAUAAGAGUUUGGAUACCUACAAAUAUUUUGUGUCAGGCUGGGUAACAUGCCUACAUCAGUGGGUCGUCCCUGGAGCCGGUGGUCGCCAUCUUAUUACAGCUAAGGUUUGUUCACAUUUUCAUUUA